UUCUCAUCCCAUAAAAUUUGGACAUAUUUCAGGUAGAAUUUUGUUGAUUUAGGGUUUUAGCUUUGAAGAAAGUGAAUCGAAUUAGCCAAGCAGUCAUGGAAGCCCAAGUAGAGAAAGUGCAUGUUGCACUUGGAAAUGAGCUGCAAAAUGGAUUUAAGACCUUGGCGUGGAUACUGAGGAGGUGGAAAUCUCAGCCUAUUUCCAUAGUCAUUCUCCAUGUAACCUACAGCAUUUCAGGGAAGGAUUAUGUUUACACACCAUUUGGCAAGCUCCCUGCAAGUUCUGUAAGUGAUGAGAAAUUGAAGGUUCUUAGGAGGUAUGAACAGAAAAAGAUGGACAAUAUCCUUUCCAAGUAUGUAGCGUUCUGCGGCAAGGUGAAAGCUGAAAUACUUAAAGUGGAGCAAACUGAUGAAUCUAUUCAUAAGCUCAUCCUAGACUUGAUUUCGGGACUUCACAUAACGAAAUUGGUCAUUGGAUUUACAUUCAUCAAAUCAUCAUCAUGGUAUGCAACAGGUUAA
Messenger RNA from Malus domestica (apple), 518 nucleotides. Lineage: Eukaryota; Viridiplantae; Streptophyta; Magnoliopsida; Rosales; Rosaceae. The record is from RefSeq and is a predicted model, not a curated record.